AUGCAGCCCAACUCCCAUGACUCCUCCAAUAAAGGUUUAAGAAGACUACCAAGUAAUGAAACUAGCCUCCAAACUUGGGAAGUGGGAAACCUGCAGCUACGGGGAAAGAAAACUGUUACAACUCUGGGUGAAGUCCCAUCUCUUUCAGAAUCAAGAGUUUCAGUUCAAGUGGAGGGUGCUGAGUCUCUUGCCUCAACUACAGCAGAAUCAGAGCAAGCAAAUGUAUCCAGGAAAAGUGCCAUCUCACUAGUGAAGCAUCCUUUACUUAGAAGACAAGCAUGGGUAGAUUACAGCUUUGCCACUACUGUGGAAGAUCCUUGGGUCCAAAUUUCAGAUUGCAUCAAAAAUUUAUUUUGCCUCACCAUGAGUGAAGACCAAGGUCACUUAGAUCUCAAGUCUAACGUCAGUUCCAAUGAAGAAAACUGCAAAUGUGGCCUCUUUGAUGGGAUGUUACAGAAGCUUGAAGCUGCAGUUGACAUUUCCAAAGGCUACAAAGCUGAAGAAAAUGGCAAUGUGAAGAAAGGUCCUCUAGUAACCCCCAAACCAGCUUGGUUUCUUUAGAGUUUGAAAGGACUGCAGAACCAAUCUGGAACAACAGACCCCAAAACACUAUCAAAUCAAAGCACUCCUGCCCAACCCAUUCCCACUUUGAAGGAGUGCUCUCUGUUCUCAGGCAGAGCUUCAUCAAUCAAACAAAGGAUCAGUUCUUUUGAGAUGUUCAGUACUUCUCAUCCCCCAGAGAAAGGAAACCAGAGGCUGGUUUCCAAGCUUUCCCUCUCAGAGAGAGAAAAAUCUGGUAAACAAGAUGCAGAAUUCACCACUGGUCUCUUCUCUCCAGGUACCCACCAUACUACUGAGCAGCAGGCUUUUGCAAAGACCCCUCUGCCCCUGGACUCAUAUGCUAUUUCAGUUCCCAAAGACUCAGAUUCAUCUGAUUCACCCCCGCCAACAUGUCCAUCCAGCCCUCAGGAAAGCCACAACACUGACAGUGAUCUCCUGAGUCUGCUCCAGGCAAAUAUCACUGAGUCACAGUGCCUCCUUGUGAAUAAUGCUGUAAUCCAGAGAGCUCAGAGCUUCCCCCUAUCCAUGCAGCAGGCUUGUGAGAUGAAGGUGACAGAGGAGAAAUCUAGCAAGCUCUACUGCAUCAGCAGCCAGGUGUCAUCAGCUUUAAUGGAAUCUUUCCUCUGCCUUCCUCCAUCUCCAGUCUCCUGUGGACAUAGUCCAUGGAACCCUUGGGAAAGAUCUACUCCAACAUCUGUGGAAGAUAAGAGGGUUGUCAGUCUUUUAAAUGAAAAUGCUUCUAUGGACAUGGGGUUUUUAAUGAACCUUUCUGAACUGAAAGACUUUUCUGAGAGUCUGACAGUGAAUGAGGAGGCAGAGGAGGGUAGCAACUCUCCUCAGUCUACAAGUGGAUCUGGCCAAUCUGUCAUCUCUCUACUUACUCAGGAAGAAUUAAGGAAGCUUAUAGAGGAAGUGAAAGCUCUAGACAAAGCAAAAUUAAAGCAAUUUGACAGCAUUUAUGUUGCCAUUUUGCAUAAGGAAGAAGAGGCUGGCCUUGGAUUCAGUUUAGCAAGAGGAGUUGAUCUAGAAAACAAGGCAAUCACAGUUCACUGAGUAUUUCCUAAUGGACUAGCCUUUCAAGAAGGGGCAAUACAGAAAGGAGAUGAGAUCCUUUCCAUUAAUAGGAAAUCUCUUAAAGGCUCCACACAUAAUGAAGGCUUGGCCAUCAUCUGGCAAGCUCAAGAUGCAAAGCAGGCCGAUGUCAUUAUGAGGAAAAUGCAGGAAGGUGAGAAAGAGCUGCAUUUUUCCAUUGAGUCUGCAUCUUCAGCAGUCAGUGAGGUUUCCACAGAAUCAACAACUGAAGUUACCAUCUGUACUGUAACUGUCAAAAAGACAUCUGCCAGUUUAGGAUUCAAUCUGGAAGGAGGAAAAGGUUCAAUUCAUGGAGAUAAACACAUAUCAGUUAACAGAAUUUUCAAAAGGGUAGCUUCAGAACAAGGUGAUGCAGUCCAGCCAGGAGAUGAAAUAUUGCAGUUCAACACCACCACGAUGCAGGUAAUUACUAGUUUUGAAGCCUGGAACAUUAUCAAGUUUUUACCUGAUGGGCCCAUCAUGGCUGUCUUCAGGAUAAAAGGCCUCCAUCCCUCCCUGGUCAAAUCUUCUCAACAGUCCCAGGGGAAGAACUGA
Messenger RNA from Vombatus ursinus (common wombat), 2187 nucleotides. RefSeq names its product pro-interleukin-16-like. Gene Ontology annotation, biological process: induction of positive chemotaxis; leukocyte chemotaxis. The record is from RefSeq and is a predicted model, not a curated record. Gene Ontology annotation, molecular function: CD4 receptor binding; cytokine activity. Lineage: Eukaryota; Metazoa; Chordata; Mammalia; Diprotodontia; Vombatidae.